This is a messenger RNA of Boleophthalmus pectinirostris (great blue-spotted mudskipper), 781 nucleotides long. RefSeq lists its product as uncharacterized. The transcript is spliced from 8 exons. The record is from RefSeq and is a predicted model, not a curated record. Bases 1 to 603 code for a protein of 200 amino acids. NCBI's taxonomy places the organism in Eukaryota, Metazoa, Chordata, Actinopteri, Gobiiformes, Gobiidae.
AUGAAUACCUUUGAAAUUGUAAAGAUAAAUAUAACGUCCUCUCAAACACCAGUGAAAAAACCUCCUCCUCGUGUUCCUCCUGUGAUCCAAACAACAACUGCAGUCGGACCCACACAGAGGCCUGGUCCAAGUCCUGAUCCUGGUUUUGAUCCAGAUCCUGAUCCAAGUCCUAGUCUGAAUCCAAACUCUGCUAUCAGACCUGAACAUGAACUACAGUCUGAGGCUCCACACAGAUCUUCACAAACAGGUUCUCUGCUGUUUGUGGCUCUGGCUGUAGCUGGAGUUCUGCUCCUCGUCUCUGCAGCUCUGGUUGUGUUUUACUGCAAGAAAAGAGUCAACAGGCCUCAAGAUGUAAACACAGGAGUUCAACAGAUUGCUGCUGCUGGAGACUGCACAUACCAGAGCCUGAACAUGGACUCCAUGGACCCAGACCAGACCUACAGUACUCUUUGUGUCCAGCAGGGGGCUCCACAACAUGCUCAAGAACAACAACAGAUUGUUGCUGCUGGAGACUGCACAUACCAGAACUUGAACCUGAUCUCCAUUGACCCAAACCAGACCUACAGUACUCUUUGUGUCCAGCAGAGGGCAACAGAUAUUUAAGACCGACUCACGUCCACAUUUCUUACUCUUUUAUAUUUUCAAUAGCCUGAUGGUCCAGACCCCGGGGGGAAGACAUCUCCUAAACAUCAUCUAACCGACCACGUCCUCCAUCAUAAUGUCUUCUGCUGGAGUCUGAGCGCCAAAGAUAACUCAUUCAAUAAAGUUUAUACUAACACUU